Molecule: messenger RNA, 4412 nt
Organism: Pangasianodon hypophthalmus (striped catfish)
Lineage: Eukaryota; Metazoa; Chordata; Actinopteri; Siluriformes; Pangasiidae
Gene: taok3a
Product: TAO kinase 3a
Exons: 22
Coding region: 693-3368 (891 amino acids)
Biological process (GO): protein phosphorylation; execution phase of apoptosis
Molecular function (GO): protein kinase activity; ATP binding
Source: RefSeq, a predicted model, not a curated record
UCCGAGCCCGCUGUCGCUCCGGUUACCUUCACGCGCAGGUGCGAUGAAAAUUUGAUGCGUGUCACUGAAGACAGCGGCGUUCAACCGCAACACUGCGGGUGUGUUAGUGUUUAUUACCGGGAUUAUCGGAGUGUGUGUGUGUGUGUGUAGUAUAGUGUAGUAUAGUGUAGUGUGUGUGUGUGCGGCGGGGGGGAGUGAGGAUGAGAGGAAAGAGCGAAUAAAAAACGCGUCUGAACACCAAAAAACCGCCUCGAUGGAGAAGUUUACGGUCCCGACGGCGCGCGCGAGAGUUUCGGGUUACCGCACAGCGAUUCUGCGUGGUGCUGCGCGCGCGCGUGUUGUGUGCGCGUGUGUGUGCGAGUGUGCGUGUGCGUGCGUGAGUGUCAUCUCGCUGGAUUUGUUGCACCUGUAAUGGAGUUGGAUUUGGAGCUACUGAAAGGAUAAAACGUCAAUCAUUUAUUCCGGUUCAUAAACGCUGUAGGAGAUACAGGAACUUCCAGAAGCUUUCACAGACGUCAAAAGGAGGACUUUAAGUAUAUCUGUUGGUCAUGAAUCAGAUGGAGGAAUAGAGGACACACUCGGCACAAUCCAGCUCCAUCCCACACUGCGUUUAAAGGCAAAGCAGGUAAAUGCCGUGGCCGGCGGAUGUGUGUGAGCAGCGGGUGGUCUCCAGACGUUCAGGCUAACCCACCAUGCCAUCGUCCACGCGGAAAGGAGCGCUGAAAGACCCCGACCUCUUCUUCAAAGAUGACCCGGAGGAGGUCUUCUGCGACCUCCACGAGAUCGGCCAUGGGAGCUUCGGCGCUGUUUACUUUGCCCGAAACUCCUAUACCAGCGAGGUGGUGGCCAUUAAGAAGAUGUCUUAUAAUGGCAAACAGACCACAGAGAAGUGGCAGGACAUCAUUAAGGAGGUCACGUUUCUGAAACAGCUGAGACACCCAAACACCAUCGAGUACAAAGGCUGCUACCUGAAAGACAACACUGCCUGGCUGGUCAUGGAGUACUGUUUAGGCUCAGCCUCUGAUUUGUUAGAGGUUCAUAAGAAACCACUGCAGGAGGUUGAAAUCGCUGCCAUCACCCAUGAUGCCUUGCUGGGACUGGCUUACCUGCAUUCCCAUAACAUGAUCCACAGAGAUGUUAAAGCAGGAAACAUCCUACUGACUGAGCCCGGUCAGGUGAAACUGGCUGAUUUUGGCUCCGCCUCCAUGAGCUCUCCAGCCAACUCAUUUGUGGGAACGCCGUACUGGAUGGCUCCUGAGGUGAUUUUAGCCAUGGACGAAGGCCAGUAUGAAGGCCGGGUGGACAUCUGGUCUCUGGGGAUCACCUGUAUUGAGCUAGCCGAGCGCAAACCUCCUCUGUUCAACAUGAAUGCUAUGAGUGCCUUAUAUCACAUUGCUCAGAACGAUUCGCCCACGCUGCAGUCCAAUGACUGGACGGAUGCGUUCAGGAGCUUCGUGGAUUACUGCCUACAAAAAAUACCUCAGGACAGACCCUCUUCAGCUGAACUCCUGCGACAUGACUUUGUGCGUCGUGAUCGGCCUUCGCGGGUCCUCGUGGACCUGAUCCAGAGGACGAAGGAUGCCGUGCGGGAGCUGGACAACCUGCAGUACCGCAAGAUGAAGAAGAUCCUCUACCAGGAGAAACACAACAGUCCAAUGGGAGAGUCCCAGGAGGAGGAGGAGGAUGGAGAUCAGGGCUGUAAGGGGAACAGUGUUGGCAGUAAUCACUCAGUGCCCAGCACCUCCAUCAGUACAGGCAGUCAGAGCAGCAGCAUCAACAGCCUACAGGAGUGUAACGACGACCCCUGCUCUGAAAUGGCACUACCACACCACGAGUACGACAGCACGCUCGAGUCUUCCACACACCACAAAAAGGAUCAUCAGUAUAUCCGUGAUGAAGGUGGUCAUCGCUCUGACUUUCGACCUACGCCGUCAGAUCGUGCUCAGGCUCAUAAUUAUAAAAACCGUGAACGAUUCGCUACCAUCAAGUCCGCCUCGCUGGUGACGCGUCAGAUCCACGAACAUGAGCAGGAGAACGAGCUGCGUGAGCAGAUGUCCGGCUACAAGCGCAUGCGACGGCAGCACCAGAAGCAGCUGAUCGCUCUGGAGAACAAGCUGAAGGCCGAGAUGGACGAACACAGGCUGAAGCUGCAGAAGGAGGUGGAGACGCAGGCCAACAACGCCUACAUCGAACUGGAGAAACUCGCCAAGAAGCAUGCAAUCCAAACAGAUAAAGAGAUGAAGACGAUGGCAGCAGACGAGAAGAAGUUCCAGCAGCAGAUUUUGGCUCAGCAGAAGAAGGAGCUCACCACCUUCCUGGACAACCAGAAGAAACAGUACAAACUGUGCAAGGAGAAAAUUAAAGAGGAGAUGAACGAGGACCACAGCACUCCAAAGAAGGAGAAGCAGGAGCGUUUGUCGAAGCAUAAGGAGAACAUGCAGCAUUCACAGGCAGAGGAGGAAGCGCAGCUUCUUGGCCAGCAGCGCCUGUAUUACGAUCGCAACUGCAGGGCCUUCAAACGCAAAUUCAUGACCAAGAGACACGAGUUCGAGCAGGAGCAGCUACGAGAGGAGUUGAAUAAGAAGAAGACGCAGAAGGAGAUGGAGCACGCCAUGCUGAUCAGACACGACGAGUCGACUCAGGAGCUGGAGCACCGGCAGCUGAAAACGUUGCAGAAGCUGCGCAUGGAUCUGAUCCGCCUGCAGCACCAAACCGAGCUGGAGAACCAGAUUGAGUACAAUAACCGCAGAGAGAGAGAACUGCACCGCAAACACGUCCUUGAGCUCCGGCAGCAGCCCAAAAACCUCAAGGUGAUGGAGCUGCAGAUAAAGAAGCAGUUUCAGGACACGUGUAAAGUGCAGACGAAGCAGUACAAAGCGCUGCGGCACCACCAGCUCGAGGUGACGCCGAAAAACGAGCACAAAAUGGUGCUCAAGGCCCUGAAGGACGAUCAGACGCGCAAACUCGCCAUCCUGGCUGAGCAAUACGAGCAGAGCAUCAACGAGAUGAUGGCUUCGCAGGCGCUGCGUCUGGACGAGGCUCAGGAGGCCGAGUGUCAGGCUCUGAGGCAGCAGCUGCAGCAGGAGAUGGAGCUCCUCAACGCCUACCAGAGCAAAAUCAAAAUGCAGACGGAGGCACAGCACGAGCGCGAGCAGCACAAACUCGAGCAGAAAGUCUCACUGCGCAGAGCUCAUCUCGAACAAAAGAUCGAAGAGGAGCUGGCUUCUCUUCAGAAGGAGCGCACAGACCGAAUCAAAUACCUGCUGGAGCGGCAGGAGCGCGAAGUGGACGCCUUCGACAUGGAGAGCCUGCGCAUGGGCUUCAGCAACCUGGGAGCUGUAGAUUACCCUAAAGACGAUUACAGAUGAGACACACGACCCUCUCUGCCUUUUAAAAAGAAGCAAAAAAAAAAAAAAAAAGUCCUCCACUCUUUUAAAAGACACGUGCAGUUUUUGCUACUGACAAACCCUCCACGUCACAACAUUACGACAUGCUGGAUAACUCCCUCAGUCAUCGGUGUUUAAUAUUAUAUAUCUAUAAAUAUAAAUAUAUAUAUAAGUAUUAUCCAUAAUAUAAUGAAACAGUUGCAGUGUUGAUGUCAGUGAUCUUUCUCGUGCAAUGAUAACACUUGAUGUAAUUGAUGAAAUAGAGAUUUAGAGGAAGGACAGCAAUACGCACGUGUGACAUGUGGUGGGGGGUAGUAUUGCUACUGUUAAUGUCCACACACACACACACACACACACACACACACACACGUUUUUAGUGAUAUUUUCCACAAGAUUUUUAGAUUUUAGGCGUAUCGCUGCUGAGUCUCGCCGUUUUUUGGUAUUUAUUCAUCAGACUGAAAUGAUUCACACCUUUUGAACAAAUUUGAUAAGAAAAUUUACUUACGAACUUGAUGUACAUAAACUGAACAGCUGCCUCUGAUUCGUAAUUUCAAAUAAUCAGGGUUUCUUCAUGAGGAACCCACUUCAGUCCUGCGUGAUCAACGAUCAAACCUCAGCACGAGGUCAGCAAUGUGAAUUACACACACACACACACACACACACACGUCAAUCUGAAUCCUGCUGGCACAAAGGGCUCUAAGCGAAAAGUGGGCGUCCAUUUUGUGUGUCAACUUUUAUGUAGUUUCUUAAUUCCUCUAGUUUUUUUUUUUUUUUUUAAUAAUGGUGACCACUUCGUCCACCGUCUUUUGGCCUAUAACCGAGGACGACCUCUGACAUUUUGUUUUUUCAUCAUUUUUGCUUUCUAGAGCCGUUUAUUUUAUUUUUUAAUGAGAAUCAAGAAUCCUGUGAAUAGAAACCUUGCUUUACUGUUUGCAUGCACUUUAAAUUUGUUUUCAGGUCCAAGAGAAGCAUGAUUUCUGUCCCAAAUGCUUUUAAUUAUAUUUGUAAAUAAAACGCUCAACACAU